Molecule: messenger RNA, 2868 nt
Organism: Bombus pascuorum
Lineage: Eukaryota; Metazoa; Arthropoda; Insecta; Hymenoptera; Apidae
Exons: 5
Coding region: 1401-2150 (249 amino acids)
Source: RefSeq, a predicted model, not a curated record
CACACAUACACACACAAAUGUACUAAGUAAGUUCAUACUGCGUAUUGCCUUUCUGACUUCGGUGUGAAAAUAUAUAAAUAAAAAAAAAAAAUGUCAGUCGCGCCGGGACCCGGGGAUUUUCGAGCGACCGAAAUAUAAUAUAAUAAGUAUUUAAUCGUGUCCCGAUGAGGCGCGUUAUUGGUCGCGUUUUCCGUUUCCCUGGCUUCUCCGUUUUAGCUUUCCGUUUUCUUUCUCGGGAAAAUUGGAGAGGGAGAAGGAACGAACGGGGGAAGAAACGUUCUUCUUUCUUUUUUUUUUCUCUCGCCCAUUUCACCUCGGUCUUCCCACCUUUCGAUCUCUUUCUCGAGUGUUGGUCGUCGAUCAAACCGAGGCUAUCCAAUCCGAGAACUAUCGAGCGAAACGGAAGCCGCGACAGGGCGCGCUCGAAAGAACAAAAGAAAUCUUUUUUCACGGAUCCGCUGAAAGAUGUCCCAGGACGCCCAAGUCCCCGUGUCUCCGCCGGCUGUGUCUGUUUCAUGUUUUUCAAUAUUUGUAAUUUAUCGAUAAAAUUAUAAAAGGUAUCGAUAACAGUCUAAAGUGUGCGCUAUACUCUACAUAAUAUUAUUAUAUAUAAAGUAUAAAAGUAUACAUUAUAUAUAUAUAUUAUAUAUAUAUACAUAUAUAUUAUAUAUGAGAAGUAUAAUAUAUAUAUAUUAUACACACAUUGGGAUUGGUGAGAAUAUACGGUUUUUUCGCUUUGGAGUGUUAUUUUCUGAAAAUAUUGAACAAAAUGUGGAAAAAAAAAUUAAAAAAUAAAAUCAAUGAAUAAAAAACGAACGAACCGUUCUACUCUGACUAUUCUUUUAUUGCAAUCUAUCCCAAAAUCUUGCCGACAACCGCCUUCUAGAUUCGAUUCGAUCUCAACGAGCAUCGAUUGCCCUGUGUCAUCGAAGAUGUUCCGUGUCAUCGUUUAAGAAGAUUCGUCGGUAAACGAGAAUAGAAAUGUCGAAUUUAAGAACAAAUGUAAUCAAGGAAAAUGCAGGUGCCCGAUCAAUUAAGGUUUCUAAUCGGAACAUUUAUUUAUAUCUAUACGUCACAUUUCGUUCACUGGUUAACGGAAACUUGAUUUCAACGACGAAUUCAUGAAAUUCAAAUUGCUUGUUAAUUACAGCGAACCGAAACGGAGUCGAUCGACGAAUUCAAUGUUUGCGGUGGUUUUGUCAAAAAGUUUCUGCCAACGCUUCCACGUACGUUCAAGAGCUUGUUUGACACGUCGAUCGGUAUCGAAAACGACAAACCUCAAGAACUCAUUAAGUUAGAAUUCUAUAAAUCGAAAGAUAUCGAGUUGAAGUAUACGACAUCUUUUCUUUUCCUACAGAUUAUUAGGAGAUCUUCUUGGAAUUGACGAUUAUGCCACGAACAUGGCAUCCUUUUGGUUCUUGGAUACAUUGGUUCUUUACAUGAUACGAUACAGAGAGAAUCUCGAUGAGUAUUACAUGAGUGUUUUGAUCAGUUGGUUGGCUGGGGAAAUUAGAUUACUCCGAGAUAGGAAACAUACUCGGGAAGGAUUUUUUAGAGAAUUGAAAAACAUUUUCAUCGCAGCAGCUAACAAAAUAUCUGAACAGAAACAAAUGCCAUAUUGGGACGAAAUCGUGGACGAACGCGAAGCAGGUGAAGAAAUAGAAGAAAGACUGUCAACAGGAAAUCAAUCGAUAAGAAGUUUACGAGAACCUUCUUCUGAAGCUGACAUCAAACUUUCGGGUACUAUCGAUCCAGUUUCCGUAUUAGAUAUCGUGAUUGAAGCUACUUACGAUAUGUACGCGAACGAGCUACGAUACGCCCUCAUUUACGCGGUUUUCGUGGAACCAAUUGAAAUAGAGACUUACAAUUUACCAUUUACUUUCCGAACACCACGCCCAGUGAAACCGGCAGAUCCUAAGAUGAUCCCUUUUAAUAUACAAUUGCAAAGAAAUUUGAAAAGAAUCGAGACAAUGAACAAAUCUAAAAAGGACAAUAAAGCAGGCAAAAAACUUAAAACAAAUUACGAAAUAUCCCCAACACCUCCGCCUUCUUUGGACGAUGAAGUAAUGUUGAUGACCAAUCGGUUAUUUAUUCUACCAUUAAUAGAAGCGAACGAAUCAUCGGACAUAUUCGACACGCCUGAUGCAUAACAUUAAAUAACCGAACACGAAAAUAUUUGGAGAACAUCCUCUUUAUUUUUCUUUUGUAAAACUAGCCAUUGGACGGUUACAAUAUCACUCUGUUACGAGGACUGUACCCCAUUCAUAACACUUGAAAUCUUUAAUACUUUCCGAACGUAAAGGGACGUCGAGUUUAACAAAUUUCGAAGAACUCGAAAGUUUUUCCGGGGAUUGCCCUAAUUGUCCGUAUUUGUUGCAUCCACAUCCCCAAAGCGUUCCAUCAUCUGUUGGAAAAGUAAAUUUCUGCAAUACAUUUUUUUCUAAAAUAACAAUAUCUUUUUCUUUUUUUUUUCUUUAAAUAUACCCGUUAUACAAAUGGUGAAAGUAUUUCCACAUUGAACUUUUUUCACAGAAACUUCUAUAUUCUCGUCUUGAUCGUUUGUGAAAUCUACUAACGUGGGUGUAGCAACUACUUUGCUCUCUUGCUUUGUCAGCCCUAAUUCUCCAUUUGUGUUCCAUCCCCACGUAUAUAAGUCACCCUAUGGUUUAAAAAUAACUAUUGCCAACUAUGUCCAUCGAUUUGGUUUGCUCUAGUAGUACGAAAAAUAUUUAUAAACUGCGAAUGUUUAUACAACCCUAUAUUUCUAUGAACAUAACUAAAGAAAUGGAACUUACAUAGAAAUUUAUUUCGUCUAUUAAAUAUUAUAAUAAGUAAUCUUACUUUAAAUAUAUUAUGUAUUUUUACACA